Protopolystoma xenopodis is the source of this 768-nucleotide messenger RNA. The record is from the annotation of a GenBank genome assembly. Lineage: Eukaryota; Metazoa; Platyhelminthes; Monogenea; Polystomatidea; Polystomatidae.
GGCUGUGUUACCACUGUUGAUAUAAAAACGAUGGUAGCAACUAAAGUCGAGCUGGAUGGGAUACCUCCUCAUGGAUCCGCAAAAGCUGGAUCUGAUCGCGGCUGGUUAAAGAGGCGCCGGCGCAUAGGCCCCUGCUUCGAAACUGGUAUAAGUCGUUCCGUGUCUACUGGAGUUACAGCUUCCUCUUCAGCUACAUCUGCAGCCUCCAGUUCUAUCUCCGUUAAUGAUAUAAAUAUCAAUCCACACACAGGAAUGAGCACUUCUGGGUGCUCAGCAAUUUCGAGAUUUGAUGAAAAAGAAGUCAACUGGGCUGCUAUUAGCUCCAUAAAUGGGAUUAACAGAUCGGAUCUUCAGGAAGAGGAUGAAGAAGAAGCCACUAGAUGUGGGGAGGUGAAGAGGGCUAAGCGGAAUUCUGCGAAACGGGUCGGUAGGCUGGAUCGAAGGAUCAUAGAAUCCGGACAGGAAAAGCCUCAGCGUAGAAAGCGAAGAUCCCAGAAUGUUUCAAGAAAAGACGUCGGAGGCGCCGUCAUAAGCGGAGAAGGCGGAGAGGAGUUAUGGAGACAGAAACAAAUAGUGGACGGUGUCAAGAAUCAGAUGGGCCCCGAGAAAAAAGAAUCAGAUGGCGUCAUCGACGUCGGCACAACAACUGCUAUUUCCGAAAUUGAGUUCGAGUCCAUCUACUAUGUCACAUUUUACUACAAAUCGUUGGUCACUGAUCCGUCCGAAACAUCGACUGUGUCGACACUUGCUUCUGUCAUCAUUGUGUAA